Molecule: messenger RNA, 1293 nt
Organism: Talaromyces stipitatus ATCC 10500
Lineage: Eukaryota; Fungi; Ascomycota; Eurotiomycetes; Eurotiales; Trichocomaceae
Exons: 5
Coding region: 1-1293 (430 amino acids)
Molecular function (GO): peptidoglycan beta-N-acetylmuramidase activity
Source: RefSeq, a predicted model, not a curated record
AUGAAGGGCCUUGCUAUACUCUCCGCUCUCUCGAGCGUAGCAUGGGCUAAACAUGCAGUCAAGACAGGCCUCGAUGUUCUCAUCCAGAGCAACUACACCCAGUUAGCUGGGCGUAAGGUCAUCGCGUUGACUAAUCCUACAGGUGUGACACCUGAUUUGGAUCUUGGUGUUGAUGUUAUGUUCAAUUCUGGCGCUGUCAACCUUGUCGGCGUCAUGGGUCCCGAGCAUGGAUUCAGAGGUACAGCCCAAGCUGGUGGCUCGGAAGGGACUUUUGUUGACCCAGGCACUGGUCUGACUGUUUAUGAUGCGUACAAUGUUAACACGAGCACAAUUGUUAGCUAUAUUAAGGAAUCUGGAGCGGACACUGUCCUAUUUGACAUACAAGAUGUUGGAGCACGCUUCUAUACGUAUACCUGGGCUUUAUAUGAUACAAUGGUGGCCGCAGCCGUUGCAAACGUUAGCUUCGUGGUCGUAGACCGACCGAACCCUAUCACAGGUGUGAAUGCAUUUGGUCCAGUACUCAAUGAAAGCUAUGCAUCUUAUGUGGGCCGGCGUCCUAUUGCUCAAGCUCACGGCAUGACAACCGGAGAAUUGGCAUCAAUGUUCGUUGGGGAGAAGUGGAUAAAGCAAGCCGCGAACGGUUCAGAUUUGAUUUUAGAGGUCAUUCCAAUGAAAGGAUGGAAGAGAUCGAUGACAUGGAAAGAUACUGGUCUUCCCUGGGUCAUGCCCAGUCCAAAUAUGCCUACUCCGGACACGGCGUUGAUAUACCCCGGCGCCUGCAUGUUUGAAGGAACGAGCAUUUCCGAGGGACGUGGAACUACUCGACCGUUCGAGCCGCAGUUACUCGGAGGUUCUUUCACGAACGGAUCGUGGGUCGAAAAAAUGCGAUCACUCAACAUUCCUCACACCAAUUUCCGAUCUGCAUGUUUCAGCCCGACAACAUCCAAGUUCCAGUCACAGACCGUAUGCGGUCUCCAAAGUUACGUCUUCCUCGAUUCCACUCGCGAUUAUGAGGAGUUCGAUUCAGUUUACCUAGGAGUAUCUUUGCUCUGGAGUGCCAAACAUCUCUACACCGUUGGCAAUAACGACACGGGCUUUGGGAACACGACGCAAAGCUUCCACUGGCUAUUCAAUGGUUCCAACACGAGUCGGUACGAUGUGGAUGUGUUGGCUGGUGGUCCAUUGGUUCGGGAGGGCAUUGAAGCUGGACUUUCGCCUGAUGAGAUUCGCUCACAGUGGGAGGCUGACCUACAGGCUUUCAGAAAGAAACGAGCAUCUUACCUAUUGUACUGA